Molecule: messenger RNA, 1155 nt
Organism: Ilyonectria robusta
Lineage: Eukaryota; Fungi; Ascomycota; Sordariomycetes; Hypocreales; Nectriaceae
Product: Mob1/phocein
Exons: 4
Coding region: 114-1097 (327 amino acids)
Biological process (GO): signal transduction; cell division; positive regulation of protein phosphorylation
Cellular component (GO): nucleus; cytoplasm
Molecular function (GO): protein kinase activator activity
Source: RefSeq, a predicted model, not a curated record
CUGCAGUUCCCCCACCCAGUUUAUCUGGGCCACUGGCCUUUUGGCCCCUUUCUUCACCUCCAGUUCAUCUCGUCGAAGCCGCUGCACGUCCAGCGCUCCAAGCCCAACCGGCCAUGUCGAAUCUCUUCUCUGGCAUCAACGCCCGGAUGCGGGGAAGCUCCUCCAAGGUUGCAGCGCCGAACAAAAGCUCGACUCCAACCGCGGAUGGGCCUCGUAAAUCGCAUGAUACCCAGUCCUCGACCAGCUCCGCGCCCAAGGUCUCCCUGUCGAAGUCGUCGUCGUUCAGCGAGUCGGUCGGCGUCAUGGCGCCUCAAUCUCUGGACUUGCCGAGGCCCAUCCCGCUGUGGCUCAACCCCGCCCACACCAAGCACAUCGUCAAGGGCAACUUCAUGACGCUCAGCGCCCGCCCGAAGACGGUUGAGCAGGGCGAAUGGGUGGCUCACCAAGUCGUCGAGCACUACCGGAAUUUAUUGAACUUUGUUCGCAUCGUCCUCGAGAAGGAGGAAGACGGGACCAGCAUAUGCACCUCGCGAAGUUGUCCCAAGAUGUCAGCUGGACAAAACCACUCGUUCACUUGGCUCAACAAGAACCAUGAACCCGUCGAGCUUCCAGCAGCCGAGUACAUGGGUCUCGUGCAACGUUGGAUCUCUGGAAAGGUCGACGACGUUGCAAUGUUUCCCACGGAUCCGUCUGGCAUUUCCUUCGCCUUCCACCCCGAGUACUCCAACAGCUCGCAGCUCCCCCAGCACGGCAACGGGGAUUGGCUGGGCAUGAGCAGCGGGUUCCCGAAGCAGUUUGCAGGCACCUGCCAGCUCAUGUUCCGUCAGAUCUUCCGCGUCUACGCCCAUCUCUACUGGAGCCACUUCACGCAGCCCUACUACCACCUUAACCUGGAGAAGCAGCUGAACAGCUGUUUCAGCCACUUCAUUCUGACGGCGACGACUCUCGACAUGCUGCAGCCUAAUGACCUUGAGCCGAUGCAACUGCUCAUUGACUUGUGGGCAGCUGACGGCACGUUUCCCCCGGAGUCGAGGCCCUAUUCAUAUGCAAAUGUGGAGCGAGGCAAAUACAUUUUGAGUCUGAGCACUGCCAUCUGAAAGGUCAGGCUUCAAUGGUUAUCACACAUCUAGACUGGGAUGAACUUUAUAAUGAAAU